UCCGUGACCGUCACACGUGCGCCGCACCCGCCGUCAUGUUCGAAAUCAGUGCCCUAGGCCGGGGCCCGCACCGCAGCCGUCUGCACCGCCACGGAGUACGCGUCUGCGACCGCCGUCGUUAGCUGGUGCGCCGAAAGAGGAGGCUACGACUGCCGAGGGCGCAUGGGCCCUGCUGCACCGGCAGCGGUUACUGCACGACUGUCUUCGUCCGUCGGACAUCUGCGCCCGGCAAAUACUUUUAGCAUAUCACCGCAUCUUCGUCACCGCCGUCACUGUCAGCGCAUACAACAGCAACAGAUAUGACGAAGAAUCGCUCGGUGGCUGUGCUGACGGCCGCGAUAUUGAUCAGCUGGACUGUCGUCAGGCCGGCGCUGUCCUGCCGCAUAUCCGAAUUCAUGUGCAAGUCGACCGGCGGGUGUGUUCAGUUGGACGAGUACUGUGACGGAAAGUACGACUGUCCCGACAGGUCGGACGAACCGCCGUCCUGCACUGCGUGCAAUAGGACUUAUUACGGCGAAGUGGGAAAAUCGUAUAGGCUGACUGUGAAGAAACUGCAAAAGGAAAGACCAUUCCUGUGUCACUUGAGUUUCACUGCGAGCGGACAAGAACACGGAGACUUUGUGGAACUGAUUUUCGAGGAAUUCCGGUUGGGCACUCUCUACCUGGGCGAGUGCAUCAGCGGCGAAAUGCAAAUACUCGAACUCGGCCGCCCCUACGUGGGGGGGUCAUGGUGCGGUUACGGGCCCACGGACGGCACCGCACCGGCCGUGUACUACAGCGAGGCGGGCACCGUUACACUUACGCUGCGGAUACCCGUGAGCGGGCUGUACACGACGCUUCCGUUCGCGUUCGGGCUGCGGUUCAAGUUCUUGGACAACCGGCAGGCGUCGGUCAGGCUGGGCACGCCGGCCGAGCCCAAGGAGCGCGGCGAGCUGGUGCCCGGCACGCACUGCAGCCGCAACUUCUACGAGUGCUACCGGAAGAGGUGCUCGCUGCAGUCGCCCAACUACCCGGGCAUGUACCCGCGGAACGUGACGUGCCGGUACACUGUCCGGCAGAAGGUGGUGCCCAAAUGCAAGCACGCCAUGGUCUCGGUGACCCAGGGCCGGGGCAGCGCGGUACAACAGGCGCACAGGUCCGGCGGCAGGGGCCAGCAAGGGGUAGCCCAGGGCACCCCCAACGGGACGGCCAUCAUACGCGUCAACGACAUGUGCAGCGAGAACGAGGACCGGCUAGUUUUCCACGACGGGCCGUCCGAGGACGAUCCCGUGCUGUUGCGGUAUUGCGGCGGCCCGGCGCUGCCCCGGGUGGUGGCCAGCGGGCCCACCAUGCUGGUCGUGUUCAAAUCGUGGGUGCACAAUUCACCGGCCACGUUCUCGUGGCCACCGCCCGUGUCCCGGCUGCGGAGCUUCGAGCUGGACGUGCGCAUAGCGUUCGUCGACUCGGACUCGCUGGACUACGCCAAGGGGCCGGCGUGCGAGUUCACCGUCAACGCGUCGGCCACGCCCAAGUCACGGCGCGGCGUGCUGGUCAGCCCCCGACACGCGGUGCCGCCGAACAGCACGUGCACGUACAGGUUCCAGGGGCUACCCGACGAUCGGGUGUGGAUGUACUUCGAGAGCUACGGCCACCGGAGCACCGGCCACUUCCUCACGUUCAAGCCGUGCCCGACCCGACUCCGGAUAUGGGACGGGGCCGGCACGCUGUUGGGAGAUCACUGCGACACGCCCAGGCUGUGCGAACACAUCGCUGCCGCAGACGCGUCGGCUUCUGCGCCGCCGAACGCCACGCGCCCCAAGCGGCCGUGCACGCUGGACGAGAGCUACCUGUCAAAGUCACCCAGCGUCAUACUUCAGGUGCACUCGGUAUUGGGAACAGUGCUGGAACCGUUUGGGUUCCGGCUGCACUACGAGUUUGUUGACAGCAUCGCGUACGACCGCGAGACCGACGGCGACGCGUGCGUCAUUGACCACAGGGUGCGCGAGUCGAUGGACCUGGCGGAACCGCGGAACGUAUUCCUGUACGGCCGGGGCGGUGCCAAGAGCUUGGACUGCGUAUACCGGCUACAGGCGGAACCCGGUUACCGGUUGCAGAUCGUGGUUCGCAACGCGUCGUUCGGGUCACGCGAACGGCCUCCGCAGCCCAUUGCCAGGACGGUGACGGGCAAGUAUGCCUGCCCGACCGGCGACGAGGGCCCCAGGCUGUCGGUGAGCGAGGUGUUCUGGCGGACGGUUCGAGUGGAGCGCGGUUGCUUCAGUCAGAACUUCACGGAAGCCGCUUUGGGCACGCAACAGGUGACGUUUGACACUUCGUCGGACCGCGUGGAAAUCCAUUUCCACGUUCCCGGGCUGGGCGUCACCGACGAUUUUACCAACACGUACUUCAGCGCUCACGUCCGCGUUCUCCGGUGGCCCGCGUGCCCUCGCAGGCAGUGGGUCCGCGGUUCUGGCGGCGAGAUCGAGUUGGCGUAUCCACCGGAAGCGCGAGAAGACUUGCACUGCCGCGACGUGCCGUGGCUACUGGAGGCCCGGCCAGGCCACAGCAUGUUCGUGCAGACGUGGGGCCGCUUCCUGCCGGUCAACGCGUCCGCGGCGGCCCCGUGUCGGACCAGGAACCGGAUACUGCUGUACGCGGUCCGGCCGGAAGUCCGGUUGGUCGGCAACGUGUGUCCGGCGGAGGCGCGCGACGGCCGCCGCGAAACGCUGUACAUGUUUUCAGACGAGUGGACGGCGUUCGUGCCGGACGACCAGCAGAACCCCAGCUUUAUGGUAGAGUUUGUGGCCCAGGAUGCCGGUUCCAUGGCGUUCAAGUGGCUGGAGGUGUCCAAGCCGUCCAAGCGCGUGCAGACGACGUCGCCGUCCAAGCGCAACCAGUCCGGCGGCGGCGGCGGCCCGCACCGCGGCUCGGGUUGCGCGUACGGCUGCCCCGAGCUGGAGGCGUGCAUCAGUCCCACGCUGUGGUGCGACGGCCACCGAAACUGUCCGUCCGGCGUGGACGAGGCCGACCUCGAGUGCCAGACAAAGUGGCCGUCGUUCAAGGUGCUCCGGUCGUACGGGCUGCCGGUGGUCGGCCUGGGCCUGGUCGGUGUCGUCUUCGCCGUGCUCGCGUGCGUCUACUGCCGGAGGGAACCUGAAUACAAACACUACGACGAACCCGAACCGGCCACCGAGAACACAACCAGAUCGUGUUCGACGAUCGCCUCCUGACAGCAGUCCUCGGUCGACACUGUUGACGUCGUCGACCGAGAAACGUGCGUUUGAAAACAACCACUCUUGCUCAAGCUCUACACCGUGGUGUUGUUAGAUUUCUGUUAUUAUUAUUAUUGCUAUCAUUUCAAACGUGUGCGUGUAUCCGAAUAACACGUCGUUUUGUCCACAAACGUAGGUGCCUUAUAUAAUAUUAUGUAAUACCAUAUAAUUUAAUGUUCUAUCGGUUAUGUUCAGCGUGUUGCAGAUGAGGAUUUAGAUAGAAUUAAUUGGCGGAAAUCGGGGGGGGGGAGGGGCCGAGGGUUGUGUUUCAAGCCCCCGCUUUAAUAAUGGAUAAAAAAAUACUUGUAAUGUUAUUUCCCUUAAUAAAUACUGUCAAAAAAUAGAAAAGUUUAGUAGGUCCAUCCUAUGCGUAGGUAUACUUUAUAGAGCAUCUUCUUAACAAUAUUUAUAAAUAUUUUAAAUGGGAGAAACCUUUGUUUUCCUCGAAGCGCGAUGUGAACGGCAACCAACUGUCAUUAUUCUAAAAAUAAAUUAUGCCCCGAUUUUCGCCUAUGAGGUACAUGUCAAAUGUCAACUAUAGUUCGUUAUUUCAAGAGAAACACACUCAUCUAUAUAUUGUGUGACGAUUAUAAUUGUAGAUACCUAUAAAAA
This is a messenger RNA of Myzus persicae (green peach aphid), 3860 nucleotides long. RefSeq lists its product as uncharacterized. Gene Ontology annotation, molecular function: protein binding. The coding region runs from base 300 to 3206 and encodes 968 amino acids. The record is from RefSeq and is a predicted model, not a curated record. Lineage: Eukaryota; Metazoa; Arthropoda; Insecta; Hemiptera; Aphididae. Gene Ontology annotation, cellular component: plasma membrane. The transcript is spliced from 4 exons.